Molecule: messenger RNA, 420 nt
Organism: Xyrichtys novacula (pearly razorfish)
Lineage: Eukaryota; Metazoa; Chordata; Actinopteri; Labriformes; Labridae
Source: the annotation of a GenBank genome assembly
AUGCCUGACCGGCAGCCCUGCCCCCUGUUUACAGAUCCCACCUCCUCCUGUCCAUCUGAUGGACGCUGGCAGUUCAACACCAAUAUUGCCUUUAGGUGAAGUUGAGAUCUUAAAAUAGAGACAUCUGGCUAAACUCCAGCAAAUGCAUCAACACAUGAAUUCCUAAUUUCAUUAUCUUCUAGGUCUGAUGGCCUACUGGUGGCACGCUACCAUAAAUACAACCUUUUCCAUGAGGAGUCCUUUGACACUCCACCACAGCCUGAGAUCAUCACAUUUGAUACUCCUUUUGCUGGAAAAUUUGGCCUGCUGAUAUGCUUUGACAUCCUAUUUUACAAGCCCACUAUAGCACUGGUGGAAAAGGCAAAACCACUCACAAUUGUGUAUUUAGCUCUAUGUCCCUGUGCCGGAUCUCUUUUUUAA